Molecule: messenger RNA, 378 nt
Organism: Trypanosoma rangeli
Lineage: Eukaryota; Euglenozoa; Kinetoplastea; Trypanosomatida; Trypanosomatidae
Exons: 1
Coding region: 1-378 (125 amino acids)
Source: RefSeq, a predicted model, not a curated record
AUGGCAUCAUUGCCUGCAAGGGCAUCGUGGAGAACCGCAUCAAAGCACUACUCUAACCGUACUGUUGAGGAGACAAAAGCUGAGCGAGAGGCACAGAUAGAGAAGUCCGGGCAUCCCGAUCUGCGUAAUCGCAGGGAGGAGCUGAGCCACCUCACACACCACUGCGGCUAUGAGUAUGUUCCUGAGUUUCAGCGGUGGACAAACGGCAUGAUGGCCGUAUACAGUGAUCCUCAAGGGUGUAUGGUCAUGACAUGGCAUAUCAUUACCACCGCAUCUGGAAAGCGAAAAGUCCUACACGGUGUGGUGUUGAGGACGGCAGCGGAGCUUUUGAGUUAUGCAAGAUUCAUCCAAGGUAGAAGCCAUGUUUCUGGCAGUUGA